Molecule: messenger RNA, 459 nt
Organism: Jaculus jaculus (lesser Egyptian jerboa)
Lineage: Eukaryota; Metazoa; Chordata; Mammalia; Rodentia; Dipodidae
Gene: Igflr1
Product: IGF like family receptor 1
Source: RefSeq, a predicted model, not a curated record
AUGGGGUCGGUACCCACUGACCCUGAAUUUACUGAAAACUUCGGUCUCAAUGACUUCGGCGAUCUCCUAACGCUCCCGUUCCAAAAGUGUCCUUCCGGGUAUUGCAACAAUGGCGCAGAGUUGUGUAGCCACUGCAGCAGCGGAGCUCCUACGGAGCUGCAAGGCCUGGCCUCGAAGCCUGCCUCCCUCCUGGAUCUGCCAGAGGUGCUGGAAGAGCUAAUUGUGCUGCUGGACCCUGAGCCUGGUGCAAGCAUGGCCUAUGGUUCCAUUCAGUACCUAGCUGCCAGGCAUAGGCUGCCUGCCACCUGGUCCACUUUCGCCUACUCAUUGCAGCCCAGCCAAUCACCUCUAAGGACCCUGAUUGAGAUGGUGGUGGCAAGUGAGCCAUCUGCCAGGCUGAGCCAGUUUGGCCAACACCUGGCGGCAAAUGCACUACAGGCACUAUCCAAGCUUAGCUAA